Messenger RNA from Episyrphus balteatus (marmalade hoverfly), 1532 nucleotides. It is a transcript of the gene Traf-like, whose product is annotated as TNF receptor-associated factor 5. The transcript is spliced from 7 exons. Gene Ontology annotation, molecular function: ubiquitin protein ligase binding; zinc ion binding; tumor necrosis factor receptor binding. Gene Ontology annotation, biological process: tumor necrosis factor-mediated signaling pathway; regulation of canonical NF-kappaB signal transduction; protein K63-linked ubiquitination. Gene Ontology annotation, cellular component: plasma membrane signaling receptor complex; cytoplasmic side of plasma membrane. The coding region runs from base 148 to 1524 and encodes 458 amino acids. The record is from RefSeq and is a predicted model, not a curated record. Lineage: Eukaryota; Metazoa; Arthropoda; Insecta; Diptera; Syrphidae.
UCAUUAUUUUAGUAUUUCGAAAAAAUUGCUCCAGAUAAGUCACGUAUUUCGACAGAUAAGUUAAGUCAAAUAGACGUGUACCCGCGCAACAAAACCCCUUUAACACAAUAAUACGGGGAAUGGGUUAACCAUUAUAGGAUAUUUGAAAUGAAUUCUCACGACGAGGAAGAACUUCCCAUAAGGACGGUUAUUAAAUACGAAAAAACCUCGUGUUACUUCUGCAACGAAUGGUUGGAAUCACAAACUUUCAAGGAACACUUGAUUCAUUGUGGUCAAGUACUGGAACCAUGUCCCAAUGGAUGCUCAGCUUACAUUCAAAGAAAGAAAAUGCGGUCACAUCUGAGAGAUUGUCCCAAAUUGAAUAUGCGAACUUUAACCUCGAAUGGAUUAGAUGGAACAAUGGAAAGUAGAAUUGAGAUGCUAGAACAGGAUAUUUCUGCAUUGAGAUCUGUUCUAAACGAAGAAAUUCGACAGAGGUUACAUUUGAUAACGGAUGUGGGAAGUUUAAGGAAACAAAAUCAGGUUUCAGAUGAAUGGAAUCAGGAAACCGAUCAAAUUAUGGGACGACUACAAAAACUCAUAAACCAAGAAUCUGAGCUACGAAUUGCAGCUAUCGAAGAGUGUCAACAUGAUUUUCGGUAUAAUUACGAUUUGACACAAACUAUAAAAACUGACCUUGAAAAUUCCAUAAACCAGUUGGAAAAGGAAAUUUCAGACCUUACAAUGGAAACAAAGAGAUCACAAAAUAGAAUAACAGAAUCCUUAAUAAAAUUAGACGAAAAUGUUAUGGAACAGGAAAAUAGCUUCAAAUUAAAUUUCAAACAAUUAGAAUUGUUUGUUCACGAGCUCAGUAGCGAUCUUAAGACUCGUUAUGCCGGCAAUACCGAAGUUAGUGCAAAACAAUUGAAAAUGGACUACGAAAUUAAGAGCAUGAAAAAUAUAGUUUGCGAGACUGAAGAUAAAUGUGAGAAAUUAGAAAAACUUGUGAGGGAUGUGGACAAAGCCUUACAUCACACAAUGCAGAGCCUUUCAGAUUUGGAGGUUAAUUUGAUGUCGCAGUAUAAAAUGUAUUCAAUUCAGAAUACUAAAGGACAUCUUCUUUGGCGUAUCAGUGAUUUUCAAAAGAAGUUCGAUGAAGCAAAACAACACGAUACCGUUUUGCAAAGUCCAAUCUUUUGCAAUAAGUCUUAUGGAUAUACUCUAAGGGUUGAAAUGUACCUUAAUGGUAAAGGUUCUUGGAAAGGACGAAAUAUAAUUGCCUGCUUGAAUGUUAUUCCAGGAGAAUAUGACCCACUCUUAACAUGGCCGUGUAAGCUACAGGCUGAUGUUCUGAUACGUGAUCAAAAUACUGAUCCAACUGGUGUUCAAGAUUAUGUAAAAACAGUUGUAGUGCGAAGAAAAAGUGACGAAUUCCAAAGCAAUCAAUUCUUUUAUAUUCCACAUAAAAUUUUAGGAAAUAGACAUUAUAUUAAGGAUGAUACUCUAUUUUUGGAAAUUUAUGUUCAUAAAAAUAAAUAUUUGUAAAUUUUAAA